Molecule: messenger RNA, 1527 nt
Organism: Suillus fuscotomentosus
Lineage: Eukaryota; Fungi; Basidiomycota; Agaricomycetes; Boletales; Suillaceae
Exons: 8
Coding region: 488-1294 (268 amino acids)
Source: RefSeq, a predicted model, not a curated record
CACUUGUUUAUCAUCCCUUCUGUAGUACACGCCAGUCCAAGUCCCGAAUCAGGAAUUCUGUAUCUUUUCCAGUUGCUGUUGAAUCAUCGGGUUCGGGGACCGUACCAACUACGUAUCUCAAUGAAUGGCGCCACUGCCAGCGGCUCGCUGAGCUCUUUGUAUACACACCAAUCCGUCUUCUUCGCGGGAUUUUUCAGCCAAUUAGAGAAACCAUAACGAUGUACAACUUUCUAUCUGGAAUAGCACACACCGUGACGGCUUUCGGACGUGUCGCCGGUGGGUAUUCACGCUGUCAUAGACAGUGUUUGCGUACUAUGUUCCCAUCUAAUUGUUACGCCCAUUAAAAAAUUACCGAAGCGCCACAAAUAUCCAUGAUUCUGUCCGGAACCAUCCACUGAUUGAUUGGUUUAAGAUACUGUUCCAUGCUAAGCAUUGCCGAACUAGCAAGCCUAAUGGAACACAUGAUCUACCUAUAUAUGCCUCGGUCAUGGGAUUUAGGGUGCCCUUCGAAAACCCCUCUGUCAGUCCCCCCCAUUUCUCUCUAUCCACGAUGGUCGAGUCUCUGGCGCAUAUGUAUAUCGCCGGCAUCUGGCUGGAGGCGAUCUUGUAUGGUAUCAACUGCGUCUUAUUCUGCAUUUGUCUUUUCGUCCUGCUAGGCCACCACGGAGCACCUCGAAAAAUGCUCCUGUUCUCGAGCGUUGUCCAAUUUUCGUUGGCUACAGCACAUGUUAUCAUAAGCUUGCUGGAGUUGAUUGCUGCUUUCGCAACUUCAGCCAGCGCAGCUGAUGACUACUUCGCCGAUCCUGGUGCCAACGAACUGUUCGUCGGUGGUUUCUUUGUAUAUAUCGUCAAUACAUUCGCUCAAGAACUACUUCUAAUUUGGAGACUAUACGUGAUCUGGGAUCACAACUUCAAGAUAUGUAUCAUGCCGGUCAUUCUCUGGAUGCUUCACUGCAGUAUAGCAUCGAUCGCCGUUUCUGGUUUUAUACCCGCAACGGCUACGCCGCUCACGCGCAAUGUCCAUUCAUACGGACUCGCCGGGUGGGGUCUCGAGACUGGUGUCAAUUUUCUUGCAUCAGGCAGCAUAGCCUACCGUUUAUGGCACGCAGGGCGCCGCACGGCUAUUCUUACGGGGCGACACUUCAACUAUAAGGCUAGUUUCCUCAUCAUCAUCGAAUGUGGGGCCCUUAUCACAACGUGUACCGCGGUUAUGUUUUCCCUCUAUGCAGCAAACAAACCGGAGGGACUCGUUGGAGUCGGAGCAGCGACUCAAAUUGCGGUGGGUGCAGAGUAGGCUAUCCAUGGCGUGUGGUUCAAUUUUUUUUCUUCUACACAGACUGCAUCGCCGUUACUAAUCAUCGCGCGGAUAGGGUUCUCUAUGUCCAAGAGGAAGACGAUUUCGACAGAGACCACCCUUGCUGUCUGCCCGAGUCCCUUGCCAGAGUGAAUGUGGACAAGGGUGUUGGAUACAUACAGGGUUUUCCUGCUGGAUGCUAUUUGAGCUGGGGGUGGACCAAGGGAUAGGAA